This is a messenger RNA of Tricharina praecox, 1230 nucleotides long. Its product is annotated as eukaryotic translation initiation factor. Gene Ontology annotation, molecular function: RNA helicase activity; ATP binding; RNA binding. The transcript is spliced from 7 exons. Lineage: Eukaryota; Fungi; Ascomycota; Pezizomycetes; Pezizales; Pyronemataceae. The record is from RefSeq and is a predicted model, not a curated record. Bases 1 to 1230 code for a protein of 409 amino acids.
AUGGCUACUGAAGGUCUGAAGGACGUCGAGUGGCCCGAUGGCCACAAGAGGCUAACCCGCCAUCUCGAACAGGGACAAAUCGAGUCCAACUACGAUGAGACUGUCGACAACUUCGACAGCAUGAACCUGAAGCCCGAGCUUCUGAGAGGAAUCUACGCUUACGGUUUCGAGCGCCCCUCUGCUAUCCAGCAGCGUGCUAUCCUACCCGUUAUCAACAACCGCGACGUCAUCGCCCAGGCUCAGUCCGGUACCGGAAAGACCGCUACUUUCUCCAUUUCGGUCCUGCAGAAGAUCGACCUGAGUGUCAAGCAGUGCCAGGCAUUGAUUCUUGCCCCCACUCGUGAGCUGGCUCAGCAGAUCCAGAAGGUUGUCGUCGCCAUCGGUGACUUCAUGAACGUCGAGUGCCACGCCUGUAUCGGAGGUACCGUCGUCCGUGACGAUGUCAAGAUCCUCCAGGACGGUGUCCACGUCGUUGUCGGUACCCCUGGACGUGUCCACGACAUGAUCCAGCGUCGUGCCCUCAAGCCCGAUGCCAUCAAGCUCUUCGUCCUCGACGAGGCCGAUGAGAUGCUGUCGCGUGGUUUCACCGAACAAAUCUACGACAUCUUCCAGCUGCUUCCCCAGAGCACCCAGGUCGUCCUUCUUUCGGCCACCAUGCCCCAGGACGUCCUCGAGGUCACCACCAAGUUCAUGCGUGACCCCGUCCGCAUCCUCGUCAAGAAGGCUGAGUUGACCCUCGAGGGUAUCAAGCAGUUCUACAUUGCCGUGGAGAAGGAGGAGUGGAAGCUCGAUACCCUGUCGGACUUGUACGAGACCGUCACCAUCACCCAGGCCGUCAUCUUCUGCAACACCCGCAGAAAGGUCGAUUGGCUCACCGAGAAGCUCACCGCCCGUGACUUCACCGUCUCUGCCAUGCACGGAGAUAUGGACCAGACCGCUCGUGACUUGAUCAUGAAGGAGUUCCGCUCCGGCUCUUCGCGUGUGUUGAUCGCCACCGAUCUGUUGGCCCGUGGUAUCGAUGUCCAGCAGGUUUCCCUGGUCAUCAACUACGACUUGCCCGCAAACCGUGAAAACUACAUUCACAGAAUCGGUCGUGGAGGUCGUUUCGGACGCAAGGGUGUCGCCAUCAACUUCGUCACUGCUGAGGAUGUUCGCAUGAUGCGUGAGAUCGAGCAGUUCUACUCCACCCAGAUUGAGGAGAUGCCCAUGAACGUUGCCGACCUUAUCUAA